Molecule: messenger RNA, 480 nt
Organism: Solanum stenotomum
Lineage: Eukaryota; Viridiplantae; Streptophyta; Magnoliopsida; Solanales; Solanaceae
Product: cytochrome c biogenesis CcmF N-terminal-like mitochondrial protein 2
Biological process (GO): heme transport; cytochrome complex assembly
Cellular component (GO): membrane
Molecular function (GO): heme transmembrane transporter activity
Source: RefSeq, a predicted model, not a curated record
AUGGAAAGAAAGAUACCACUACUUCUCCUCUUUGUUGAACCGCCGGCGCGAACACAGUGGUCGGGGUGGCUGGUGGUUUCGGGAUCCCAUAGAAAUGCUUCUUUUAUGCCUCGGGUAUUAGCCACAGCUCGUAUUCAUUCAGUAAUUCUACCCCUUCUUCAUUCUUGGACCUCGUUUCUUAAUAUUGUUACUUUUCCAUGCUGUGUCUCAGGAACCUUUUCAAUACGGUCCGAAUUGCUAGCUCCCGUUCAUAGUUUUGCUACAGAUGAUACACGAGGAAUCUUUUUAUGGCGGUUCUUCCUUCUAAUGACCGGCAUAUCUAUGAUUCUUUUCUCCCAGAUGAAGCAGCAGGCAUCGGUCCGUAGAACCUAUAAAAAGGAGAUGGUUAUGGCGCGAAGUACUUUUAUGCACCUACGUCAUUCGGCUCGCGCGCAGAAGGUGGGGCUCAUAGUCUUCCAGGCCUGCUCUGGGGGCUUCUAG